AAAGACAGCUUGGCCCCCGCUUCGGCCGAUUCUUUUCUUUUUCAAUUUUGAGAAGUCAAACGUGCUUGUUCUCUCAGAGCUAAGGCCUUUUGGCGACUUGCACGUCUUAUAAUAAAAAUGGCAUCAAAGGCUGAAUUAGCUUGCGUUUACUCCGCUCUCAUCCUUGUUGAUGAUGAUGUCGCAGUCACUGGUGAGAAAAUCUCGACCAUCCUAAAGGCGGCUGCCGUUGACGUCGAGCCAUACUGGCCCGGUUUGUUCGCCAAAGCCCUGGAGGGUGUGAACGUGAGGGAGCUGAUUACUAACAUCGGAUCCGGCGUGGGUGCUGCGCCUGCGGCCGGAGCAGCGCCUGCCGCGGCCGCUGCUGCACCUGCUGCUGAAGCGGCUAAGGAAGAAAAGAAAGAAGAAGAACCUGAAGAGUCUGAUGAUGACAUGGGUUUCGGUCUCUUCGACUAAAAAGCUUUGUGAUGAAGCUGCGAUUCCAUUGUAAGCUUUAUGAAGCUUGUUUAAUUUUAAGGAUAUGACUUUAAUAUAAAAGUUAUAAAACCCUAAA
Plodia interpunctella (Indianmeal moth) is the source of this 550-nucleotide messenger RNA. RefSeq names its product Ribosomal protein LP1 (gene RpLP1). NCBI's taxonomy places the organism in Eukaryota, Metazoa, Arthropoda, Insecta, Lepidoptera, Pyralidae. The coding region runs from base 118 to 453 and encodes 111 amino acids. The transcript is spliced from 3 exons. Gene Ontology annotation, biological process: translational elongation; cytoplasmic translation. The record is from RefSeq and is a predicted model, not a curated record. Gene Ontology annotation, cellular component: ribosome; cytosolic large ribosomal subunit. Gene Ontology annotation, molecular function: ribonucleoprotein complex binding; protein kinase activator activity; structural constituent of ribosome.